UCAACAAGGCGGAUCCCUCCUCUGCGAACUCAACCCGAAUCGACACCUCUUGAAACCUACACUCUGCGGGUCCAUACUCGCAUUUCUCUCUUCCUCUGCCGCCUUUUCCUCUCUUCCGCCGUUACUAGGACCUCUUCACACUCAUUCUCUCCCCCCCGUACUCCUGCAUUCCCCCCCUCGCCCUCCCAUUGUAGCUUUUCCUUGCUACCUGCGAUUACGCCAGUACGUCGGAGUGCGCUAGCGGGACCUCCUACUAAUAGGCAUUAGCGCGCAAAUGAGAAACCCACUGCAAAAUAAAGCGAGACCUGGUCGAACCUGUCGGGCGAUCCCUGUGCGGGCGUGACAUCGUGCAACGCCGUGGGACAAUAAUCGUCGUGAAACUCGGAACACGAGGACCUGAUAGAGGGUCGGAUAGAGGAUCUUCGCAGCAGGAACGUCAAUUGGGAGCUGCCGCGAUCGAGCCGUCAACACACCACCAUUUCGCCACUCGCCGCGUAAUCUCCUUUCGUCGCAGAUCCGCCGAUCGCCUUUCAACGCAGCACCAUUUUUUUUCCCUGAGGAAAGGCCCUCCCGAGCAUUUCCAGUGUACAUCGUGCCAGCUCGGACGAGACUGGUUCCACCUUCCAUCAGCACACGCGUCCUCUCGCAACGUCGGACCGUCCGUCCAAAUACUCGUCCGGCAGAAGCCCGAAUAAGCAGUACCGGCAGUACCGGCAGCAACGGCAGCAGGAGAAUGGCUGUAACAAGCCCGAGCAGGAUAGGAUCGGCAGCAGCUCAUUGCAGUCGUGCUGCCAGUGGUCGUACCAUCAAUACUACCAAUACUGCUCGCGUCAUGUUCGAGGCGUCCCCAGGUGGCCGGUUCGCCCGGAAAUCCACUAAGUUUAGAUUCCCCGCGUCCUUCCCCGCGUCCCUCCCGCUCGUUCUGCUCCUCCUCGCGAGCUGCCUCGGUAGCAUGGCUCCGCGCGGCCUGGCGUGGCGGGAGGCAGCGGACCCCUGCUGCGCGGGGCAGACGGACGGGUUCCACCGCCACCCCACGGACUGCAGGCGCUUCUGCCUCUGCACCGACGGCGACUCGCGCGGCCGCGUGUUCUUCUGUCCAUUGGGUUACGCCUUCGACGCGCGUACCAAGACGUGCCGUAACGACAGCGCCGUCGCAUGCCCGGGGACCGGCAUCCCCGCUUCCGCCCCCGCCCCCGCCGCUGGCGCUGGCGCUGCUUCCGCGACUGCGCCGCAGUCCGCCGCCGCGCCGGCUCCCAGCAAAGGCGGCCACGACCGUGAUGACAAUAACGCGGAUGCGCAUAACGGGAGUGAUUCGUCGGGCGGGAAGAAACACGGAAGCGAGGCAGAGUCGCGUUCUGGCACAGAGUCGGACCAUGGCUCUGGCUCUGGUUCUGGUUCGGGAUCGGGUAGCGGGGGGGAGGCGUCGCUGUGUGCGGGGCUCACGGACGGCUUUCACCAGCACCCAGACGACUGCAGCCGGUUCGUCUUCUGUCUGAGCGAGCGUGUGAAGAGCACGGUGAGCUGCGGCGCGGGCAUGCGGUUCAGCGAGGAGUCCAAGACGUGCCAGUACGCCUUCCUAGUCGACUGCCCCGUUGCGGACACGUCAGCAUCAGCCACGCAAGCGUCCACGUCAGCGUCCACGUCAGCGUCUGCUUCAGAAGCAACCUCCUCCUCCUCCUCCUCCUCCCUUCCCACGGCAUCGGUUGCGUCGUCCUUUGACUCUGGCCCAGAGCCCUCCUCCUCCUCGUCCUCUAAUCUGUUCACCACUGCUGCAGCCCUGGGUGGGGGCUUCCAGUUUGGCUUUGGCCCCGGGCGCGGCAGGGGUAAUGGGAACGGGAAUGGGAAUGGCAAUGGCAAUGGCAAUGGCAAUGGCAAUGGCAAUGGGAACAACGGUGGCAAUAGUGGUGGAAGCAGUGGCAGCGGUGGCAGCACGGGGGUUGGUGGUAACACAGGGAGUGGUGGUAGCACGGGCAGCACCGGCAGCACUGGCAACACCGGCAGCACCGGCAGCAGUGCCGGUGGUGGCAGCACUGGUGGCCCUCCUGUGACAUGCUGCACCAAGAAGCCCAAUGGCUACUGGCAAGACCCGGCCGACUGCAGCGCCUUCUGCAUCUGUCUGCGGGGGCAAGUAGUCGCGCGCCUGCAGUGCCCCGCGCCACUCCUCUUCAACGACAACGCCAAGGCAUGCGACGCCCCUGGGAAAGUCCUCUGUGCUGCAACCGACAGCAGCGACGGUGGCAACGGUGGCGGUGGGGGUGGUGGGGAUGGGAAUGGUGGCGGUCCUACACCCUCCCCCGCUCCCCCUUCCUCGCCCUCUCCCUUCCCUUCCCCCCCUCCCUCGCCCUCCCCCCCUCCCACGCCCUCUCCUCCUCCCUCUCCGCCUCCCCCCGGCACAUGCUGCGAUGGCCGUCCGGACGGGUAUUUCCAGGAUGCGUCUGACUGCAGCCGGUACUGUAUCUGUGCGGGGGGGCGGCAGACGGCGCUGCAGCGGUGCCCAGCCGGACUGAUUUUCAACGAUGCGGCCAAGGUGUGCGACGGGGCGUACAACACCACGUGCAACGGAACCGUUAUCAGUGUGCCCUCCAUGGAGGACAAGGUGGGCGGAACACAACCGUUCGCAGCAGACACAACCCCCUCGCGCCUCAACCGCUUCUCGCGCUACUCGUCGCUCAUCACGUCCCUCCCGGACGGCGUCGACUGGCGCUGGGAGGGCGUUCUCACUCCCAUCCGCGACCAGGGCGUGUGCGGAGUCUGCUGGGCCUUUGCCACCACCGCCGCCGUGGAGGCAGCAGUCGCAAUCGCUGUGGCUAACUCUGGUUCUAAUGCACGGUCGUACGGGUACCGUGCGAGGCGGCGGUUCUCGGUGCAGCAGGUUGCCGACUGCACGCAGACGCCUGCCGUUUCGGCCGCGACUAUCGGCGGGUACAACUACAACAACCCUGCCACUGCCACUGCUGCUGCUGCUGCUGGCACCGCCUCGGAUCCUGCUUCUUCUACCAGUGGAGAUUCGACUGUGGAUUCCACGGCAGCAACGGGGCUGGGCUCAGGCUCGGAUCCUGCAGCUUCGGACAAUCUGGACAACCUACUCUCUAUCUGCCGGCCCGGGUGGCCGGGGGAUGCGUUGGAGUACGUGGCGGCCGUGGGGCGCCUGCAGCUGGAGAAGCAGUACCCGUUCGUUGGGGAGAACAGCACCGCCCAGUGCACCGCCCCCGCCCCCGCUGCUGCUGCUGCUGAUGGUGCUGCUGGGGGUUCUCCUGCCUGGAGUGGUGGUCCUGCUGCUGGUGCUGGUACCGGCAGCAACGGAUGGGGAGCAUGGCAAACGCCCCCCGUGGUGCGCUACGAGAUGGUGCCUGCGAGUGAGGAUGCGCUGCUGGCGGCAGUGGCGGCCCAGCCAGUGGUGGUCAACAUCCAGUCACGCGUGCCCUCCUUCCUCGCCUACACCGGGGGUGUCUACUCCGACCCCCUGUGCGACAAUGGGCUACUGGACCACUCGGUCCUGGUGGUGGGAUAUGGCACGGACGAUGACACGGGCACGCCGUACUGGGUGAUCCGCAACACCUGGGGCGACGCGUGGGGCGAGGAGGGGUACAUGCGCAUGGCGCGCGUCGGGGGCCGCGGCACCUGCGGCAUCACCAGCAUGCAGGGCUUCUACCCUGUCACCGCCAGCGCGUCGCCAUGUGACGACCCCAACCCAUGCGGUGCAGGCGAGUGUGUGGUGGACAGCAAGAGGAAGAGCAAGGGCGGCUACCGCUGUGCCAGCUGCCCUGACGGCUACGCUGUCGUGGAAAACACUGACAAGUCCCAGACUUGUGUGCCAGUCGACGCCUGUUUCUCCUCGGCCUUCAACCCGUGUGGUGUGGGCGAGUGCACCAAUGUGGGCGACGGCACAUACUCCUGCGACUGCCCCACGUCCACGUGGCCUGUCAUCCGUCCCGAUGGCUCGCCCACGUGCACUGUUGGCCGAGCCGCUGCCUUCUGCCCAUCUCUCUUCACCACCACCCCCAACGACACAUGCCAGUCCGUGGCCGCCUUUGCCCGUAUGACCGUGGACGAUCUUCUAGAGGUCAACCCGGGCCUAAUCUGCGACAACCUGAAGGGCGGGCAGCAGCUCUGCAUAAGCCUUAAUCUCCCCUGGGCGGCGCGGUGCCUCUAUGGCAAGUACACUGUCGUGCGGGGGGACACGUGCGCGGCUAUAAUCUGGAAGAAGUAUCGACGGUCGACACAGCUUUAUGUGUCGAUGAAUGGCGGGCCUUGUGUCAACUCGAGGCUUUAUGUGGGUAUGGUUUUGUGCUUGCCGAGAUGAGGUGGGUAGGGGAGGGUUGCUAGUGGAUUGGAUCGGAUGUUGAUGGUGGGGGGCUCGAAGAAAAAUUAGGUGCUAGCAGUUUGAAACGGGGGCAAGUGGGGAUGGCUUGGUUCCGCAUUCAACCUACUAGCAUGCUGACAAAUAUGAGUUGCGGGGUAUCAUAGCUUGAUGGUGUGUCAUUUGUGUUGUAUGGUGAUAAGAAACAACAGUUGGACCUUUGUUGGACCUUUUU
Molecule: messenger RNA, 4535 nt
Organism: Closterium sp. NIES-67
Lineage: Eukaryota; Viridiplantae; Streptophyta; Zygnematophyceae; Desmidiales; Closteriaceae
Source: the annotation of a GenBank genome assembly